Molecule: messenger RNA, 2002 nt
Organism: Haliotis rubra (blacklip abalone)
Lineage: Eukaryota; Metazoa; Mollusca; Gastropoda; Lepetellida; Haliotidae
Product: homeobox protein OTX2-like
Exons: 6
Coding region: 179-1189 (336 amino acids)
Biological process (GO): regulation of transcription by RNA polymerase II
Cellular component (GO): nucleus
Molecular function (GO): RNA polymerase II cis-regulatory region sequence-specific DNA binding; DNA-binding transcription factor activity, RNA polymerase II-specific
Source: RefSeq, a predicted model, not a curated record
GAAGUGUUCGCAUUUAUCAGACGUAAGCGGGUUUUACGGUGCUAAGCCACAUUCACAAAGUCGAGAAAACUUGGAUACUAUCGUGGAGAAAACGAUCAAACUGGCUACUGAUAUUUCUACCUAUAAAGCUCCCUUCCCAUCUUAUCCUGCCGCCGACCAGGCCACAAGCACUGUCCAAAUGAAGAACUUGUACCCCUCCACCUGCACCCCGACCAUCGCCGCUGACUGUCCGGCUUCUCUUGCAGUGUGGUCCGAUCGCUACCUCACCCCCACCACCGAGUCACGUGGUCUCAUCCCCACACUGGAUUCUCUCCCCACGGACGAUCUGAGGAUGGCCUCCAUGGCCUACCCACCCGUAUCCUCCUCUCACAUGUCCAAGGCCGGCAACCCUUACUCCGUCAACGGCAUCAGCUUGACCUCCCCCAACGUGGACCUCCUGCACCCAGCGAUGGGUUACCAAGGCGGUAAUCCAAGGAAACAGAGACGUGAGAGGACAACCUUCACCCGCGCCCAGCUGGACGUUCUUGAAGGCCUAUUUCAGAAGACACGCUACCCCGACAUAUUCAUGAGAGAGGAAGUCGCCCUUAAGAUCAACCUCCCCGAAUCCCGAGUCCAGGUUUGGUUCAAGAACCGCCGCGCCAAAUGCAGGCAGCAACAAAAGGCUCAGGAACAGAAGACCAAACAGCAACAGGGGGGUCAGCCUAGCCCACCCCAGACAUCCCAGUCCCCCAAGAAGGAGCCGAAGACACCCCCACCCCAGGCACCAUCUCCAGUCACCUACAAACCCCCAGUAGUCAGCACCACACCUCCUAACGGCAGCUCCCUCAACGCUGCAACCUCCAUCUGGAACCCAGCAGCAUCGAUGCCACCCAUGAACGAACUCAUGUCCAAUAAUAGCUGCAUGCAACGCUCCUACCCUAUGAGCAACGGUCAAGCACACUCGUAUAACCCCCAGGGCUAUGGCCACUCGUCCUACUAUGGCAAUAUGGACUAUCUGAGUCAGAUGCAGCUCCCGGUCAUGUCCAACCAGAUGCCCAAUGGUAUGGGCAGCAUGUCCAACACACACGGGAACCAAAUGACCUCAUACGGUACCCUACCCUCUGCACAAACGCUCUCAAGAGGUAACCAUGGUGACUGCUUGGACUACAAAGACACAACCUCCUCCUGGCCCAAGUUCCAAGUUCUAUGAACAGUGCAAAGAGACACUUCGUGAACAUUUAUCAAGUGAGGUUUCGAGACUUCCGUCACCAGAAACUAAGCUAGUCUGGUGGCAACGUUGCCACAGGAACAACCUUCGUUGAGUUGCACCACAGCACGGUUGAAGUCCGUGCUUCGUGUGAAGUCCAGAAAUGCACGAUCACUGCCAGACAAUCGACAAGAGAUGUUGUGUACCACAGUCUUGUGACCAGUGACGUCAUCGUCAUCCUUGUGACGUCAGGAAUCCUACCCGUCUGUGUGUUUCGUUCCAACCUCUAAGCCCAGCGAAACGUGCAAGUUCCCGCCCCGGUGGGAACACCAUUAUUUAUAUGUGCACUACAUCACAGUCGGUGUCGUCCAUCGAUGUGCCCUCCUCCUUCAAGACCUUCAGACAGGGAUAUUGUGUAAGAAGCCUGUAUAUACUCAGAGACUUAUAUGCCCACCACGGGCAAGCUAGGACCCCGGGCAUACCACCAGUAUUAUAACGGUCACAACGUCACCCCGCCCGCCAUCACGACACCGUCUCGACGUCCACAUGAGCUUGCGACGUCGUCGUCGCCCAAUGCUACCUUGUAGCGACAACGAAAUGCCCUGUCCAUCAAUUGUAAAUUAUAAUCGCCACGUGACCGGAUCUGCAAUGUAGUAUUAACUUACACCUGUACUCAUACCUUGUUUUCUUUGUCAUUUCUCUCUAUUUAUGGCACCUGAAGGUGCAAACAAAGCGAUGAUCAUUAAGCACCUUUUAAUAUAUUUAGUGUGACUCAAGAAAUUUUGAGUUAGUGAAUAAAUCGUUGUUUUAUGAAAA